Molecule: messenger RNA, 1371 nt
Organism: Orbicella faveolata
Lineage: Eukaryota; Metazoa; Cnidaria; Anthozoa; Scleractinia; Merulinidae
Product: transcriptional regulator protein Pur-beta-like
Biological process (GO): regulation of transcription by RNA polymerase II
Cellular component (GO): nucleus
Molecular function (GO): purine-rich negative regulatory element binding; DNA-binding transcription factor activity, RNA polymerase II-specific; RNA polymerase II transcription regulatory region sequence-specific DNA binding
Source: RefSeq, a predicted model, not a curated record
GCGUGCGCACUCAAGAUGGCUGGUGCCGAGCACGGGAACACCGAGGCUGAUGUAGGAGAAGGAAGAAUGGCUGCGAGUGAGGGAGCGAACGGAGGGGAAUAUGCGGACGAAGGACAGGAUGGUCGAGGCGACACGGAACUUUUCAGCAAGUCGCUGAAAAUUCAAUCCAAACGUUUUUACGUGGAUGUGAAGCAAAAUCGUCGUGGCAAGUUCAUCAAAAUUGCAGAGGUUUCUGUUAACCGUUCUGGAAAAAGCAAGGUAAUAUUUACCAUGGGCGUGGCUCGGGAUUUCUGCACCAAGCUAACAGCCUUUGCAAAUUUCCUUGCCCAAGCACCGAAACGUGAUGAAGAAUCAGAGGAAUCUGGCAAUUUGAUGAGCGAGAGCAUCAGAGGUCCAAACAACAGGAUGUAUUAUCUUGACCUCAAAGAAAAUAACAGAGGAAAGUUCCUCAAGAUCAAUCAAACUGGGACAUACGGCCGUGGAGGUCGCACUAAUAUUGCUGUUCCUGCUCAAGGCAUUGUGGAUAUUAGAAAUGCACUUUCUGAGGUGCUUGAGGAGUAUGGCUCAGAAGAAGAGGAGGUAUCAAGUGACUUACCCCCUUCACGUGAGCAGCGUGUGGAACAAAAACGUUUUUACUUUGAUGUUGGUAGCAACGCAAGAGGAGUAUAUUUGAGGAUUUCCGAGGUAACAGCCAAUUAUCGAAAUUCGAUCACAAUACCCAAAAGAGGGUGGGUAAACAUGAGGGAUAUUAUAGAUGACUUCGUCAAGAAGAUGGAAGACGAUGAAGAGGAGGAGGAUGAAGAGGACGAAGAAGAAGAAGAAAGAGGGGACUAGCUCAGUGUCCUCUCCAAAGCCUCCUGACUUCUCUCUAUUUCUUUCUCUCACUUUCUCUUUCUCUCCAUUCCCCCUCCUCUCAAAACACAAAACUCUAUUACUUAUAGUAAAUAGCCAUCCCCAAAAAAUACAAUACAUGGCCUCCUUUCUCCUCCCCGCCCCCCGAAAAAUAAUACGAACACUUUUAAAAUAAUAUCAGAAGCAAACUUAACUGGCUUUCGUGUUUUGUAAACAGAAAGCCAAAUUUAUUCUUAUUUCAGAGGGUGCAAGAAAUUUUAACUCUGCAGAUUACAUUUUUUGUUGUAAUCGCUUCGGCUUUUGAAUGCCAUGCACAGAAAAAAGAACGGAAUUUAAUACUAAAUUUCCUCAUGCUUGUACAAAAAAAAAAUUAAGCCUUCAAAAAGCAGUCAUUGUGAAGUGAUAAGUGGUAUUGUAAAGGUGAACACUGUUAGCCAGCACACAGUGGCUGGCUCAGGUUGACAGUCAUCUGAUGUGAGUCUGCCUAGCAAUAAAAUUUGGACAGAGUCCUGAAAUGAU